Molecule: messenger RNA, 1563 nt
Organism: Penicillium malachiteum
Lineage: Eukaryota; Fungi; Ascomycota; Eurotiomycetes; Eurotiales; Aspergillaceae
Product: MFS transporter
Exons: 2
Coding region: 1-1563 (520 amino acids)
Biological process (GO): transmembrane transport
Cellular component (GO): membrane
Molecular function (GO): transmembrane transporter activity
Source: RefSeq, a predicted model, not a curated record
AUGAGCACCGCCGAUCAUGCCUCGUCACAUUCAGUCACGGAAUCAUCGCACACAGAGGCUGAAGUGACAGUUGACCCAGCCAUCGAGGAGAAGAACAUCGAAAGCCCACCUGCUAUCCCUAUCCCAACUAAAAGAUACCCGGAGACAGAUCUUGACAAGGGACUUGUUGGUUGGGAUGGACAAGAUGAUCCUGCAAAUCCUCAGAACUUCUCAUCAGGCAAGAAAUGGGGGUUGCUGAUGCUCGUGAGUGCCAUCACGUUCGUCUCGCCUCUAGCGUCGAGUAUGUUCUCUCCAGCAGUCGUAUAUGUUGGAAAGGACCUGAGAGUAUCCAACGACAUAUUACUUGCCUUUAGUGUCAGCAUUUAUCUCCUCGGAUAUACUUGUGGACCUCUCUUGCUUGCGCCUCUCAGUGAGAUCUAUGGCCGUCGUAUCGUGCUCAGCUGUGCCAAUUGGUUUCUAGUCAUUUGGCAGAUCGGCUGUGCUCUCGCACCAAACAUUCAAACCUUGAUUAUCUGCCGACUGUUCGCUGGUAUUGGAGGAUCUGGCCCCUUGACGGUGGGUGCAGGAGUCAUCGCUGAUUUGUUUCCCAUUGAGCAGCGUGGCCUGGCAACUGCAAUCUGGAGUCUGGGCCCCCUGAUUGGACCAUCCGUCGGUCCCUUAGCAGGAGGGUUCAUGGGAGAGACAAUCGGUUGGCGCUGGAUCUUCUGGGUAUUGAUGAUCCUGGGUGGUGUGGUGUCCCUAGGCAUCGAGUUCUUGAAUGAGGAGACCUAUGCCAUUGUUCUGAUCCGCCGAAAGACCGAACGUCUGUCCAAGGAAUUGAAUCGACCCGAGCUUCGUAGUGCCUAUUCCCCCAACCGGGAUAUUCGCAUCUCACUGCGACAAACAUUGAAGCAUGGCCUCCGGCGUCCAAUUAUCCUUUUCGUCAAAUCACCAAUUGUAGCGCUGCUAUCUCUUUACAUGGCUGUCGUCUAUGGCCUGUUAUAUUUGUUCUUUACCACCAUCUCUGACGUCUUCACGAAUACCUAUGGCUGGUCAACCGGAAUAUCUGGUCUCGCAUAUAUGGGGAUUGGAGUGGGAUUUAUCCUAGGUCUUGCAGCCAACGCGAUGACCAGCGACCGCAUUGUGAAGAAACUGACUGCGCGUAACGGCGGCAAAUAUGAACCUGAGAUGCGUCUGCCUUCCAUGAUCUUCUAUGCGUGUUUCGUGCCGGCUAGCUUCUUCUGGUAUGGUUGGUCAGCGGACAAAGCCGUUUUUUGGAUUGUCCCCAUCAUUGGAAUGGCGCCCUUCGGCUUUGGCCUGAUGGGUCUUUACCUUCCCAUCCAAAUCUAUGUCAUUGACAACUAUCCGGCUUAUGCCGCUUCAGCCAACGCCACAUUAACCACAGUACGAUCCUUCGUGGGGGCUCUCCUUCCACUAGCUGGAACGCCACUGUUUGACUCCCUUGGUCUUGGCUGGGGUAAUUCGCUUUUGGGAUUUAUCGCAUUGGCGUUUAUUCCUGUUCCGAUUAUUUUCUCUCGGUUUGGUCAGCGGAUUCGGGAGAAGUUCCCCGUUGACCUAGACUAG